Messenger RNA from Spodoptera litura, 5159 nucleotides. It is a transcript of the gene nahoda, whose product is annotated as DOMON-like domain-containing protein nahoda. The record is from RefSeq and is a predicted model, not a curated record. NCBI's taxonomy places the organism in Eukaryota, Metazoa, Arthropoda, Insecta, Lepidoptera, Noctuidae.
UCGUCGAAGGCACGCGCGUUUGUUGAGCGCAUGCGCGGUGACGCCGAAGUGAACGUUUCUAAUUUGAAAAAAGAAAUAAAUAAAAGACAAGAGUGAGUGUUGUAUUCCGAUCGAAAAUCUCAAAUAAAUCGAUUUAUUUGAAGGAUUUGUUGUGAUAUUUCCAGUUUGAUUAGACUCAGUGAAUAUUAGAAAGGAAUUUUUCUAACGUGAAAACGGGUUUGCAUCCCAUGUUUGUUUGUUAUGGAUUUCGUAAUAAUUUUAACUUCGAAUAAAUAUUAAUAAAAUUGUUUACCUACAUCGUUUUAUCGUGGGUGUUUGAAUUCAUCGAACAUCGAUAUCGACUGAUCAACAUUCCCAACUGGAUUCUAGUUGGAAAGAUUUAACUUUGGAGGCGGGUCGCUAACAAGGAUAAAAACAACAAAUCACCUUCGCAACUGAACGAAGAAAUGGCGCGAUUAUAAAAAUAAAAUAUUCAACGAUGAUUAGAACGUUCGAAAUUCAAAAGUGAUGAAGCCGGGAUUCAAGUGAGUGAGUGAGUGAAGUAAAAGCAAGAUGGCGUCACAAAUGAGUGUUGUGUUAGUGUUAUUAGUGUACUGUGUGAGUGUGUAUGGACAUGUUGCCCUCACCUACCCUCCAGCAAGGAGGUAUGAUUUGGACUUUCUGGAUAAUUCUAGAACGAAGCCGCCUUGUGGAAUGCCCAAAGGAACACUAAAAACAUCAUUUUUAGCAGGAUCAACAUUCACAGUACACUGGCAUUUAGCAUACGCACACCGAGGUGGAUUUAGUUUAAGAAUAUUGGACGAAUUAGAAAGACCACUUCUCGAUUUAACACCACGAGCGGGUGGAACUGAAUUUGUUCGAGAUGACGUCACUGCCCAAAAAUACGAGGUGCGUCUUCCGAGCGACUUUACCUGCGAGAACUGCACGCUGCAACUACAACGGGAGGCCGGCGAGUGGGGCAGCAACUACAGAUUCUGGUCCUGUGCCGAUAUCGAUAUAUUGCCACGCAAAGAAUACCACGAGACCUGUUCAGGCCAUGGUUUCUACAUCCUGGGCCGCUGUAAAUGCAACAAGAUGUACUCGGGACCCCGCUGUCAGUUCAGUGACGAGUGUUCAGAGGACAAUGACUGUGGUCUGCGAGGGAAGUGUAUCGACGUCAACGCUACGGAGUCACCUACCAAGAUGUGUUACUGUCCAUAUGGGUUCUAUGGGAAAGGGUGUAAUAAGAAGGCGCCCUGGAAGGACAAGAACGUGAACCUGGGCCUGUACAGCAAGCGUGAGAUGACGAAAAACUUCAACUUGUACUGGAGGAUACUGAAGGAAGACGCUGAGAUUGAGGUCAUCAUGAUGGUCAAUGGGACGUCGUAUGCUGGUGUCGGUUGGCGACCUAACGGUUUGACGAAAGAGUGUAAGAACUUCCCCGUGCUGGGACCCGUGGUCGAUGCAAAAGUAACCACACAAAAAACAGAACCAUUACCGGAGCCAGAGCCGAAAGCUGAACCAGAACCUAGCGCAGAACCGGAGCCCAGUCCAGAACCAUCUUCGGAACCAGAACCUUCGCCGGAACCGAAAUCAGAACCGGAACCGAAAACCGCACCCGAACCUAGCGCAGAACCAGAACCGACAACAAAACCGGAACCGUCUGCAGAACCAGAACCGAAUCCGGAACCGGAGCCAAGUGUACAGCCAGAACCGGAACCGACAAAAGUGCCAGAGAAUGACAAUAGGAAUAAGAGAGUUGCUAUGCACUCGCUUGACGGGUUUGACUUCAAAAACCUUGGCAACGACGGCGAAGUCACGGUGAAAACUAGUGUAUCGUACCAGGUGUCUAGUUCUAAGGGUCGUAAGAAGCGCACAGUAACGGAACCCACGGAUUCGGAUACAACGACCACUCAUAUGUCCCCUAAACACUCCGUUGUAUCCACUGAACCGUCAGCUUCUCCCGAACCUAUUUCCCAAUCAAGUCCCGUACCCACUGUCAAACCAAAACCAAAACCUACCAGACCAAAGUUCAAACCAAAGUCUAAAUUGUUAGCUGAACUUACAACUACACCUCAACCCAGCCCUGAGCCGACGACGGUGGCAGAACCUAGUUCUGUCCCAGAACCUACUACUGUACCUGAACCUAAAAUAGAACCGGAACCGAAAUCCGAACCCGAACCUAGUACACAACCUGAACCUAGUUCUAGUCCGGAGCCGGUGUCCAGCCCUGAACCUGCUCCCGAACCUACUAGUGAACCUGAACCUACCCCAGAACCGAAAUCUCAGCCAGAACCUACUCCUGAACCUAGUUCAACUCCAGAACCCAGUUCUAAACCUGAACCUAGUUCUCAACCCAAACCCAGUUCCCAACCAGAACCAAGAUCACUCCCAGAACCUAGUACCAAACCAGAACCGAGUCCGGAACCAACUCCAGAACCUAAAACCGAACCCGAACCUAAAUCCGAACCAGAACCGAAAUCCGAACCAGAGCCUAAAUCCGAACCAGAGCCUAAAUCUGAACCAGAGCCUAAAUCUGAACCAGAGCCUAAAUCUGAACCAGAGCCUAAAUCUGAACCAGAGCCUAAAUCCGAACCCGAACCCAAAUCUGAACCAGAGCCUAAAUCCGAACCAGAGCCUAAAUCCGAACCAGAGCCUAAAUCCGAACCCGAACCCAAAUCUGAACCAGAGCCUAAAUCUGAACCCGAACCCAAAUCUGAACCAGAACCUAAAUCUAUACCAGAACCGAAAUCCGAACCUGAACCUAGCUCGGAACCGGAACCUACAACGGAACCGGAACCGAAACCUAGUCCCGAACCUCAUCCCGAACCCGAACCCACCGCAGCAUUGGAACCUGAGACAUUGCUAGUGAAGGGACUUAAAGACGAAGCAGGUUACUUCCCCGCCCACGAAUACGUACCGAAGUUCGACUUCAACCCGAUGGACUGCACCGACAUCGUGAUAGGAACCGCUAAGGGCAACUACCACAGAGUGCUCGACUAUUACACCAGAGACAGGUCAACGCCCCGUGUAGACACGUUCUGGGGUGGACACGAUGACAUCACCGCCGCGUCCGGCUACGAGGAGAACGGAGUCACCACCAUCAUGUUUAGGAAGAAGAUUAAGGCUAAAGAGCCAACAGACCAUUCAAUAGUGGACGACAAUAUGCACGUGAUCUGGGCCCGCGGUCAAGAGCCGGGCAAGUACGUCCACUCCCCUCCCUCGGGGCUCGAGCGAGGCACCGCGUCUGUUGGAGACUUCUACAGACCUGACGAACUGAAGUACCAUGGACAUGGAUCACAGAGAGGCGUUGCUACUAUUAACUUCUUCGAGGAGACAAAAGUAUCAAUAUCAGGUGGCAUUCUCCCCCUUGCUGACAAAUGUGGCGGGCAAUGGCGUCUCCCAGCAGACUGCGACCCAGCCAACAAGACGUGUGACUAUGUCGCUACUUGGGAGUAUCUCGGACAGAAACGAGGCAAGGACUCCGUACGAUUCACUAUAUCUACCAAACAGACGAAGCAUUGGACCGGGAUUGGGUUCAGCGAUAAUAAAAAGAUGUCUCAAUCCGACGCUAUAAUAGGCUGGGUGGACGCUAGAUCAGGUCGUCCAUUCAUGAUGGAUACCUGGGUGUCUGGGUACUCUGCACCGCGCGUCGACCCUCGACAGGACCUGGCGCAGGAAGCCGGCAGCACGGUCGAUGGAAUCACCACGCUUAGCUUCGUUAGGAAACGGAAUACUGGGGAUCAGAAGGACCUCGGCUUCACAGACUCCCAGUGUCUGUACAUGAUGUUCAUCACUCACGGCGGCGGGUUCGACCCGGUCAACAAGCGCACUAGCAAACACAUGCAGACUCCAAUCGUUACUGACGAGAGAGUCUGCAUCAAACCCUGUGGGCCUGAACCAAUAGAAGAAGAAAUAACAACGGAGCCAGUGAUACCCGGACAGGAGUCGUAUACGAUGUUGAUCCGUAUCACGGGCCUGGCAGACAGCUACAAGCCGCCGGCGGCCGGCAGCAAGGAGUUCGACGAGCUCAGUAAGACGGUCGCUGACAGCCUCGCCGCCGAACUUGGGAAGAAUAAGGGAUACCACGCUGUACUUGUUAACGGGUUUAUGCAAAACGAAACAAAAGCGAUCAUAGCAGAAUUGACGCUGAAAUCAAUAGAAUCCAACUCUAUCGAGGGCUCGACUGGACGAGCCCUGUCUAGUGCCAACAGUACGGACGGCGCGGGGGGGGGCGCGGCGCGCUGGGAGCGGGCCGUGCGGGACACGCUCGCACUCGGCCGCGUCGGGAACCUCAAUGUCGAUCCUGAGUUCUUGGUCUUUGAGCCACAGAGUUUACUAUCAGAGCGUCCAACAGAGGAAACUACGGGCAAUGCGCGCGUGUUCUUCGGUCUCGCAGAAACCAAACUGUACGUCGUGGUCGGCUGCGUGGCGGCGCUCGUACUGGUCGCGCUCCUGCAGGCCGCCUGCACCGUCUACCGGACCAGGAGCAACGCUGUACAGACUAAGGAUCAACUAAUUCCAAACUCAGCCUGGAAAGACUAUUCAUCAGCAAACACAAACUACGCAUUCGAACCAUUUGAAAACGACGACAAAUAUAACAGUACCACAUCAACAGCUCCAUUACGUCACAGACAGACCCCGCUAAGACCCACAGACCCGCCCCCACCCCGCCCCGGCAGUGCCAACAAAACCCCAACAAAACCCAAGUCAAACGGGGUCAAUGGGCAACAUGGGGUCAAUGGCCAACACGGGGUCGUUGGACAACAUGGGGUCAAUGGUCACGACAUGAGACAUGGGGUCAAUGGACACGGUACUAAUGGCCGAAUGACCCCGAAGCACCAGAAUAGUGCGGCGCAGUACUAUCAUGAGACUAGGUCGUUGCAGCGGCCUAGGGGAGGGGGACAGUAUGGCUACACUGGUCGUCCGGACCGCGAGCGAGCGACAUACUCUCUCCCGCGCGGCGCCCGGGGCCCGGAGCCAGGCCUCUCCGCCCACCCAGACUUCUACUUCAUGCCCUCACAACGCAAAUACGAAGAUUUUUGAUGGGGACUACGGUGAAUUCAGAUAAAAUAAUUAGUUACCAACAUUAAAUUUUCUUACAUAUAUAAAAGCACCGAUUUGUUUUUAAGAUAUAUCCUUUUAUAUAUAUUCUCACAAUAAUUAUAACUUAACAUAUA